AUGUCUUUUCCAAAUGCAAGCAACGUGCUCAUCAGCGGCGGGACAUUCAUCCACACGCAACCACCCGCAACCGUCUCGAGUUGUACGUAUCAUGAAAGAUUACAUGGUCUUAGUGCUUAUCUGCGACUAGCGCUUGCCCUGCUGUCCUCGAAGAUUGCCACCGGGGCAUCCCACAACUCUGCCGAACGCUUUGAUCCUCCUAAAUGCCACCCAAACACACGCGAGGCCAUCUUCCAAACAAUUCUAAAUUGGUUGGACGAUUCAGUAAAAUCGCCUCAAAUAAUGUGGGUUUACGGCUCUGCUGGUGUCGGGAAAUCGGCAAUUGCGCAGAGCAUUGCAGAGAUGUGUUUUCAUACUGGCAAACUACUAGGGAGCUUCUUUUUCGCCCGUGGUGUGCCAAAUCGACAUACCGAGACGCUGUUCAUACCAACACUUGCGUAUCAAAUCAUGCAGUACCUACCAGAAACACGAGCAUCGGUAUUAGAUGCUGUAGAAAGGGAUCCACAGUUGUUUUCCUUAUCUCUUGCUGACCAGAUGGAAAAGCUGAUAAUUGGACCCUUGAACGAAAUCAUUCACAACGAUCACGACGGACAAGGCCUGAGGUCACGUACUGCGACACUUGUCGUAGUCGAUGGGCUGGAUGAAUGUUCACACCCUCAGGCACAGCGUCUCAUACUCGAUGUCCUUUCGUCUGUCGUGGUCAAAGCCCCAAUCCCGAUCUCUGUAAUGGUUCUAUGUCGUCCUGAGCAACAUAUACGAGAGACAUUCCAUAAUGAUCCCUUGAAAUCCCUAACAGUCAGCAUAAACCUCGACAACAUUUCUGACGAUACUGAUAUCGACAUCAAGACUUUUCUCUUGUCAGAAUUUCGGACAAUAAAGCACAAUCACCCCGCAAAGGAGCACUUCCCGCCAAUUUGGCCAUCAGAGAACGAAAUGAACCAGCUUUUGAUGAGGUCGCAAGGUCACUUUAUCUAUGCCUCGACUAUCAUAAACGACAAUCCAUUUGCUUCUCUGGACUCCCUAUAUCGACAAAUUCUGCUGGGUGUUGAGGAUUUUGACACCGCAUCGAAAAUAAUUGUUACAUUGGUCUUGGGGAGCUCGUCGCUAUUGCCUCCAACCGCAACAUCGAUCGAAUCAUUGCAUUCUUUCCAACCGGGAACAGUGAAGAUUGCACUAUGCGACUUGCAUUCGAUUGUAUAUGUGCCCGAAACCCCAGACGAAAAUCUGCGAAUGUAUCACGCCUCAUUUUCCGACUUUAUAUUUGAGGAGGCGCGUUCAGGUAGAUUCUAUCUGGACAAGGGAGCGGCUCAUAUCAUGCUUGCCACUUCUGUCUUGAAGUUGUCUAUCAGCAACAUGAAAGAUCUCCCGCAUCCAGACCAUGAAUCGGACUUGGUCACUCACCAUCUUCAAUUUUUUAUUGAAUGGAUAACUCUGGCAUUUUCUGGACCUAUUCGCAAGUUUAUGAGGGACUCGAUUAAGCUGAAGAAAUCCGACAUCUCUGUAAAUGAUAUUCUUCAAGCAUUUCAGUCCGCCACGGCUUCUCUUGUCGAAUCUCCGGAAGGGCGUAAUAAAGUCAAAAAUCUUUGUAUAUUCUUGAUUGACAUCUUCAAUCGUGACAUUAUACUUGAACUCAACCUUCGAGAGAGCAAUGCAGACGCCUUGCUUGAAAUCAACGAUUACCUCGUUGAUUUACUUAUUCCUGUACGAAAACAUGGUCGUAAAAUCAGUUUUCGCAAAUUAAAUGCUCAUAGAGCUCGGUUAUGGGUGAGGAAAUCAACCGAGGGCAACAUGUCCGAGGACGUAAUUGCCAGACGCGACGAGACAACUUCCGAGUCUGCUGGUGGUUGGUACAAGUCUACUCUUAGAAAAUUGUUUUAA
This is a messenger RNA of Psilocybe cubensis, 1878 nucleotides long. RefSeq lists its product as uncharacterized. The record is from RefSeq and is a predicted model, not a curated record. The transcript is spliced from 5 exons. NCBI's taxonomy places the organism in Eukaryota, Fungi, Basidiomycota, Agaricomycetes, Agaricales, Agrocybaceae. Bases 1 to 1878 code for a protein of 625 amino acids.